Molecule: messenger RNA, 1431 nt
Organism: Suillus discolor
Lineage: Eukaryota; Fungi; Basidiomycota; Agaricomycetes; Boletales; Suillaceae
Product: Pre-mRNA splicing factor-domain-containing protein
Exons: 3
Coding region: 137-1327 (396 amino acids)
Biological process (GO): mRNA splicing, via spliceosome
Cellular component (GO): U2-type spliceosomal complex
Source: RefSeq, a predicted model, not a curated record
AAUAAAAGUGUUGUAAGCGGGGGACUCAAUACUCUUGGAGCCUUGAAUCAACGUCGGACUGAUCCAUUCGGUCCUUUGCUCAUCGCCACGGAACACCUCUCAUUUAACCUCGCUUUAAGAAGAAAAACUAGCAAAGAUGGGUGGUGGAGACUUGAACAUGAAGAAGUCUUGGCAUCCGCUCCUGCUUAAGAAUCAGGAGCGGGUCUGGCUCGAGGAGAAGAAGGCUCUCGAGGAGAAGAAGAAACUUGACCAGCUGCGCAAAGAGAAGGAGGAAGAAAGGCAGCUGCAGGAACUGCAACGUUUACAAGAAGAGCAAACAGGAAAGAGAAAAACUGAGAAGCUAGAAUGGAUGUAUGCGACGCCUGCGACUGGGAUUAAUCAGAACGCAAACGAUUUAGAGGACUACCUGCUGGGUAAAAAGCGGGUUGACAAGAUCUUGACGGCCGAUGAGAACGCACAGCUUGGCGCAUCUCACAAGAACUUCAUCGCCAUUCAGAAUGCUAAUAAUGUUCGAGACAUUGCCGCCAAGAUUCGUGAAGAUCCGUUACUCGCUAUCAAGCAGCAAGAACAGGCUGCAUACCAGGCACUUAUGUCUAACCCCCUCCGUCUUCGUGAAAUGCAGGAACGGAAUGGUAUAAAGCCCAAGAAAGAUAAGAAAGAGAAGAAGCGAGAGCAGAAGGAAAAGAAAGAACGGCUUGCCAAGGAACGGCUGGACCGAUCAAGGUCAAGAAGUCCUGUAGGGGAAUACAAGAGGAAUGAUCGUCGGUACGAUGCUGACGAUGACCGCCAUUAUCGGAGACAAAGCAGAAGUCGUUCCCCUGGCUACCGCAGAGGUCGUAACUCUCUCGACGACGGCGUCCGAACUUGGCCACGCUCGGACGAAUCAGACGACAAUGGCUAUGGGCGUCGCAGAAGUGUCGAGCGUAGUGGCAAACGGAUAGAAGAUGAUAGGAAACGGAGACGCAGUCCUAGUCCUCCGCACCGUAACCCAUACCCGAAGCGUUCACGCUAUAGUCCUCCGAGAUCUGAUUCCCGCCCCGGACCUUCCGCCAAGAAGCAGCUACCCAAUGCCGCGGAAGACCGUGCUGCAAAACUAGCCGCCAUGCAGUCGGGUGCCGCGAACAUGGAGGUGGAGCGGCAGCAGCGGCUCAUGGCACUGCUUGAGAAAGAGAAGGCUAACCUGGAAGCGGAGGAGCGAGCCCGCGCAAAGUCAAAGGGCAUGGGUGGCUUCUUAGGGCAAGAACAGAAGAAGGUCUUUGGUGGCAUAGGUGGUUUAGAAGACAGGCUUAAGCGGGGAAGAGGCGGCCUGGUUGCCGACGCGGACUGAGAUUUCAUCGUGGUUGGUGUAUGUACUUUUGUGUCUUGUAAAUGAUCUGCUAAAUUAUUGUACCCAUACUGUUUACUUGUUUUUUCAAUAGCUUCGCUACUGAG